Messenger RNA from Chanos chanos (milkfish), 3624 nucleotides. RefSeq names its product dipeptidyl-peptidase 9 (gene dpp9). Gene Ontology annotation, molecular function: serine-type peptidase activity; dipeptidyl-peptidase activity. The transcript has 21 exons. Gene Ontology annotation, biological process: proteolysis. The record is from RefSeq and is a predicted model, not a curated record. NCBI's taxonomy places the organism in Eukaryota, Metazoa, Chordata, Actinopteri, Gonorynchiformes, Chanidae. The coding region runs from base 145 to 2799 and encodes 884 amino acids.
UACAUUAUCUCUAUUCUUGCUUUGUGUUCCUCAGGUCAUGAACGCAAAUUAAAGCAUAUAUAAGAGCCACAGGUCAUCGGCACGGAACAAGCAUUUUACGGCUAAACCUGUUGCCAAGUCUGGUUGAGGCUUGUUGGUCAGUUAAUGUAUAGAGUAAAGAGGUUGAAACUUGAAGACAAAACCGAAGGAAGUUGGAAAAGUUUUGCAGCUGUCAAGAUGACCGCAGUGGACGCCCUCUCAGACAGCACGGAGGUGGUGGAAAUGGAAGAUGUUUCCUCACAGUUUUUUGUGGAGAAGCACUCAUGGGAUGGUUUGCGUGACAUCAUUCAUGGCAGCCGCAAAUACUCUGGAAUGAUCAUAAACAAAGCACCCCAUGACUUCCAGUUCGUGCAGAAGCAGGAUGAGUCCGGCCCCCAUUCACACCGACUUUACUACCUUGGAAUGCCUUAUGGAAGUAGGGAAAACUCCUUACUUUACUCUGAAAUUCCAAAGAAAAUAAGGAAAGAUGCCCUGCUGGUGUUGUCCUGGAAACAAAUGCUGGAUCACUUCCAGGCAACACCCCAUCAUGGUGUUUAUUCUCGGGAAGAGGAGCUUUUACGAGAGAGGAAGCGUCUAGGGGUUUUUGGGAUCACAUCGUAUGAUUACCAUGCCCAGAGUGGUCUGUUCCUCUUCCAGGCGAGCAACAGCCUCUUUUACUGCCGUGAUGGUGGAAACAAUGGUUUCAUUCAGGCUCCCAUAAAGCCAGUAGAGAUCAAGACUCAGUGCUCAGGGAUCCGAAUGGAUCCUAAGAUAUCCCCCGGUGAUCCCAGUUUCAUCGCAUUCAUCAAUAACAGUGAUCUGUGGGUGACUAACAUUGAGACUGGAGAGGAGAAAAGACUCACCUUUUGUCAUAAAGGGUUGAAAAAUGUUAAGGAUGACCCAAAAUCUGCUGGCGUUGCCACAUUUGUGAUUCAAGAGGAGUUUGAUCGUUUCACAGGGUAUUGGUGGUGUCCAGCUGCCCCAGAAGACCCUGAUGGGGGUAAAACCCUUCAGCUUCUCUAUGAGGAGGUAGAUGAGUCAGAAGUGGAGAUAAUUCAUGUUCCCUCCCCAGCUUUAGAGGAACGGAAGGCGGAUGUCUACAGAUACCCACGUACAGGGAGUAAAAACCCCCAAAUCAGCCUCAAACUGGUGGAGAUUAGGACCGACCAUCUGGGAAAAAUUGUUAGCACGCAGAGCAAAGAGCUUGUGCUGCCCUUCGACACUUUGUUUCCUGGAGUAGAGUACAUUGCUAGAGCUGGAUGGACAAGGGAUGGCAAAUAUGCUUGGGCAGUGCUCCUGGACCGUAGUCAACAGAGGCUUCAGCUUGUUCUUUUGCCACCUGCAUUGUUCAUCCCUGUCUGUGAGGAUCACACACUGUGGGAACAGCAGGUCGAGGCCCUGCCGGAGGGAAUGCACCCCUUCAUCAUUUACGAGGAAGUCACUGAUAUCUGGAUCAAUGUCCAUGACAUCUUCUAUCCUUUCAUUCAAACUACUGAUGACGAGAUCACCUUCCUGUGGGUAAAUGAAUCCAAAACAGGAUUUUGCCAUUUGUACAAAGUGACAAGUCUCUUACAGCAGGGCUGUUACCAGUGGUCCAGAGACUACACUCACUCAGAGGAUGAUUUUAAAUGCCCAAUAAAGGAAGAGGUGACAUUAACAAGCGGAGAGUGGGAAGUACUUGCCAGACACGGCUCAAAGAUCUGGGUAAAUGAAGCCACAAAGUUAGUGUACUUCCAGGGUACAAGAGACACGCCUCUGGAGCACCAUCUGUAUGUGGUGAGCUAUGAAUCUCCAGGAGACAUAGUGAGGCUGACAAAACCUGGUUUCACCCAUAGCUGCUCCAUCAGUCAGAACUUUGACAUGUUCAUCAGCCACUACAGCAAUGUGAGCACCCCUCCCUGUGUUCAUGUUUACAAACUGGUUGGCUCUGAUAGUGACCCCUUACACAAAGAGCCAGAGUUCUGGGCCAGCAUGAUGGAAGCUACAGGUUGUCCCACAGAUUACAUCCCACCUCAAAUUUUUAGUUUUCCAGGGAGAUCUGGCUUUGAGUUGUAUGGAAUGUUAUACAAGCCACAUAACCUAAAACCUGGCAAAAAACAUCCAACAAUUCUGUUUGUCUACGGUGGUCCUCAGGUCCAGUUGGUGAAUAACUCCUAUAAGGGUGUGAAGUACCUGCGUCUCAAUACUCUAGCAUCUCUGGGCUAUGCGGUGGUGGUUAUCGAUGGGAGGGGCUCUUGCCAAAGAGGCCUAAAGUUUGAGGGAGCUCUAAAAAACAAAAUGGGCCAGGUGGAAAUUGAGGACCAAGUGGAAGGCCUGCAGUAUGUGGCAGACAAGUACAAGUUCAUAGACUUGAGUCGUGUGGCCAUCCAUGGAUGGUCUUAUGGGGGCUUCUUGUCACUCAUGGGCCUCAUCCACAGACCCAAUGUCUUCAAGGUGGCAAUAGCAGGUGCUCCAGUAACUGUGUGGAUGGCGUAUGACACUGGCUACACUGAGCGCUACAUGGGCGUCCCAGAGAAUAAUCAGCAGGGUUACGAAGCAGGAUCAGUCGCCCUGCAAGUGGACAAGCUGCCAAGCGAACCAAACAGAUUACUCAUCUUGCAUGGAUUCCUUGACGAGAACGUGCAUUUUUUCCACACCAAUUUCCUUGUGUCCCAGCUGAUCCGUGCAGGGAAGCCAUAUCAGUUACAGAUCUAUCCGAAUGAGAGGCACAGCAUCCGCUGCCCAGAAUCUGGAGAGCACUACGAGAUCAUGCUGCUUCAUUUUCUCCAGCAGUAUCUAUGAGUGGGGCUGACCUUGCCCGGGCAGCCACCCCAUCUGCCCCACAUUUGACAGCUACUAGCCGCUCCUGCUCAGCCCCCCGUGACGCCCUGCCGUAGACUUUUGCUUGUGUAUUCUCUUUCUGAGAAGAGAUUUCAGCAACCGUGAACAGACUUGAGAAGUUGUCAUCAGAAAUGGAAGUUGCUGCAUGUUUUAACUACAGAGUGAACGGAAAAGCAUAAGAAUGACAUAAGGAUGCCAUGAUCAGUGGAUCAUAUGUAUGGAGACAAAUUGAAGCCAAAAGUAUUGUACAUUUCUUAAAAUUGUAAUUGAUUUUUUUUGUAUUCUAAAGUGGCCUUUUUACUGUUUUUAUCGGUAAACCUGACUUGUAGACAGUACAGUGGUCAUUAAAUAAAUGCGUUAAAAACUGAUGGUAUAUCACACUUCACAGAAAGAGCUCAUAUUUACGCACAUGAAAAUUAUGACCCUUUUAUUUACACCUCAUGAAUUACUGAGGUCAGUUUCAUAAGCUUUAGGCAAUGUUGAUUCAGUCUUCAGUUCCGACAUGCUGUAAUGACUUACCCCAACAUGAUUUUUUACGUAAUAACAAUCUGACCAAAUAAUUCAAACACUGUAAAAGGCAGGCAUUUUAACCGCUAACGAGAACAAAGAGCGUGAGGUAGCCUAUUGGAUUAUGCACACUUCAUGGCCGCAGCACCCACUGCUGCCUCAUCUUCUUUGUUUUCAUUUACACUGUUUAAUUUUUCUUCUUCCACAGUGCACCUGAAUCUUAGACUGUCAAAUCUGGAGCUCUUACUGUUUGUCUCUCGUGCUCAAACAAUGUCAAAA